This is a messenger RNA of Catharus ustulatus (Swainson's thrush), 5504 nucleotides long. It is a transcript of the gene AP1S2, whose product is annotated as adaptor related protein complex 1 subunit sigma 2. Gene Ontology annotation, biological process: vesicle-mediated transport; intracellular protein transport. The record is from RefSeq and is a predicted model, not a curated record. Gene Ontology annotation, molecular function: clathrin-cargo adaptor activity. Gene Ontology annotation, cellular component: membrane coat; intracellular membrane-bounded organelle; AP-1 adaptor complex. The transcript has 6 exons. NCBI's taxonomy places the organism in Eukaryota, Metazoa, Chordata, Aves, Passeriformes, Turdidae. The coding region runs from base 134 to 604 and encodes 156 amino acids.
GGCGGCGGCACCUCCCGGCACCUCCCGUCCCCUCCCUCAGUCCCGCUCGGCGGCCGCGGCGGCAACACCGGGGGUGCUGGUCUGGGCAGAGGUGCCUCCUUCUCCGCUUCAGCUCCGCUAUCCCCCGGGCACGAUGCAGUUUAUGUUGCUUUUUAGUCGCCAGGGGAAACUGAGACUCCAGAAGUGGUAUGUCCCAUUAUCUGACAAAGAAAAGAAGAAAAUCACAAGGGAACUUGUUCAAACAGUAUUAGCCCGCAAACCGAAAAUGUGCAGCUUCCUGGAAUGGAGAGACCUGAAGAUUGUCUACAAAAGAUAUGCAAGUCUCUAUUUCUGCUGUGCUAUUGAAGAUCAGGACAAUGAACUAAUAACUCUGGAAAUAAUUCAUCGCUAUGUAGAACUUCUUGACAAGUAUUUUGGCAGUGUCUGUGAACUUGAUAUCAUCUUCAAUUUUGAAAAAGCCUAUUUCAUUCUGGAUGAGUUCCUUUUAGGAGGGGAAGUUCAGGAGACAUCCAAGAAAAAUGUUCUUAAAGCCAUUGAACAAGCAGAUCUUUUACAGGAGAGCCAGAAUGAAGACUGGGGAGGUUUGUCUGAGGAUAUCUUAUGAUUAAGAGCAAUCUAAGGCAUUAGCCCUUUUGACCCCAUCUAAAUGAUUGCAUAAGUGGAAUACGUUGUGGCAGUCCUACUAAUAAAGGUAAGAUUUUAAUUUGCAUAAAGCAAGUUUAAAACACACAUGAAAAUGAUUUGCUGGAGAAAACCUCAUUAGUCUGCUACUUACUUGAUAUAAUGAUAAAUAAGUAGUUCAGUAAACAAAUUGGCUUUUGUAAUAUGGAACUGUGGUAAUAGAUGUAAUUUCAUAUGCAGCUUUAUAAAUAUCAGGAUUUAGUUUCCAGAUAAAAGAAAAUAAUUAUAGUAGACUAAAGUAUUUAUAACAUGUUCAAAACCAAAUUCACAGUUGGUGUAUGGGUAUUUUUACCAUUUAAGAGUUUCCUAGUAUAUGAUGGAGCCAUUGAUCUGUGUCGGGAAGAGGGGAGCAACCAAUAAUCUACUCGCAUAAUAGACCUGAAGAAUGAGGGCAGCCAACAAGUCAUUUGUUGAAAACAAUUUCUUUAUGAGCUUGGACAUACUCUAAAACAGCUGUAAGAAAAACCCAAGAGCUCAAGCUUGAUACUUUCCAUAUUUUCCCCCCAAUUUUAUUGCUUUUUCAAUGCUCUUCAUGAUAACAAGUUCAUGUACAAAGAGUGUGAUUCUCAUGGUGAAGUUAAAAUUGAAACUGGCACCUAUGCUAUGAAGACAGCUUAGAAGUACUAAUCUUUUUUUUUUUUUUUGUUUUGUCUCAGAUGGCUACAGAGACCAAUUCUGGCACAUACAAGCUCAGGCUUAGAUAAUUCUGUGUGAUUCCAAUUUACUUCAUUACAUUAUGUCCCUGGGUGAAUUCUGUGUAUGAGCAUAGUUUUAGCUGAAGAAAUGUGCUUUGUCCCCAUUAAGUUAAACACAGUGGCAUUGUUUGAUGCCCAGGGAAUGCUACUUGGCCUGUACUGUUCCCUGGAAGGAGUGAAGGAAUAGUUGCUGCAUUCAGACCCUAAUUUACAAGGCUGUCAUGGUUCCUCAGAAUAUGGAGAAAUAGAAAUGGCAUCUGCUGGGCUGACUGGACAGAGACAGAUGGUUGCACAUAAUAAGAGAUGGGAAAUAGUUCUUCUGCAGUAAGGAGCUGCAGCUUGUAAAUGGGAAUGAAGAUCAUCUGGGUUAAAGAAAGAUCUCCUGAGGUCAAGGAGGUUGCCUUCGGGCAAGGGGAGGAGUUUGAUUCAUGGCUCUGGUGUUUGGAUUAACCCGAUGUUCAACUAAUUGGUUAUACAACUUUAAAUUACGUUAAUCCUUGUUCCUCUUUGAGGCAUAACCAAGCCCAGAAUAAAUAGAACUUGGUUUUAUUGUUGACUGUUUUAGCGAGAUUUUCUUGUAAAUGAGGGUGAGUGUUGAGUACUGCGUGUUCCAUGUGGCAACUGUAAUAAACCACAUAUUCACAAGUAGUCGGUUCCAUAGAGAAUGUGGUGAAAUUUAUGGUAAGCCUUGCAUAAUAUUGAAAAGCUGGGUGAAAUCUUGAUAUACAUUCACAUUGUUCUGUGUGGAAAUUCUGCUUUCUACUGAGAGCAUUUUACAGUGAUAAAAGUCAUGGUGAGGAUGUGAGGAUGCAGUUUGCUCAUCACCCAAACCCAUGCUGACAGACCUUUUUGAAAAAGCCAGAUCCAUUCCUACUGCCACCUUUGUGUUGAUCCAUCUGCCCUGUGGUUCUGGGGCUCCUAGCUUGUUAGCCAAAACUUGAACUUCGGCAGAGGGAGCAGGAGGGAAGUGCCAGGAGGAAGAAAGCAGUGGUGUUGGAAAGGGAAGUAAAAAGCAGCUGCUUUUUGGCAAGCCAGGACUUUCACUGAAGUUGAUAGUACAUCUUAAGCUACGUCCUAUUUUUAACAAAAUCACAGUCUCUAAGUGCUUUAAAAAGCCAGUGUUCCACACAUCUUGUCCUGACUCACUGUCUGCUGUGAACCCCCAAGUCAGCUUGCAUAGGUAGGGUCUAAUUUACUUGUCAUAUGCUGCUCCCCUGCUGUUGGCCUGAGUCAUGGGAGUGCAGCAAAGAGUUUCAGCAGCAGUAUUGACUUUUGGGGUUUUCAGCUGUCCUUUUUCUCUGUCUUUCCUUUAUGCCAGAAAAACUAUACAACCGUUCUAGAACUGGAUUUCAGAUCCAUUUAAACGGAUCCAAUGCAAAUUGCUCAUUUUUAAAAACAUAUAGUCAGCAGCUUUUCUGUGUAUACAACUUGUACUUACAAACAUUUGUCCAAACAGUGGUGAGAAUGCAAAGUGCUGCAGGACCAGGGAAGAAGGGGAAUGCUUAAAUGCCAUUGCCAUGGAAGCUGAACAGUAUUGGUUGUGACUUGGCUUGUUGCAGCAGUAUAUUCUGGUCAGCCCUUCAAAGAUAACAGCCCUGCAGUUUAAGAAAUGCUUCCUUAAGCAAAGGAGAAUAAGCGAUGCAAACCUGUAUCUGCAGUGCUGGAAGAAAACAUUAUUGAAUCCUUACCUGCAUAGUUGGGCAGUCUGCCAAACAUACAAACACUGUCGGAUUAUCAGAUGGAGAGCUCACUGAUUUUUAAUGAUUUUGGUUCUAACUUUACAAUAUAAAAUAUUCAGCUAUAUUAUGCACUUAAAAGCAUUUGUGUGUUUGUGGUGACAAUCCUGAUGGAUUCUUAGAACUAUCCUUGCUGCUAAAGGCUGGGCUCUGGAUUGUUCCUGGCUCGCUGCAUAGCAACUGAUUGGCACAUGUGAAGCAGAGCCUCCCAGAGCGAUUAUCACCUCUGAGCUGGCAGAUCAGAGCAGCAGCUAAGAGGCAGGAAGCACCUACUAUUCUCGGGUUAUAGUACACAAAGCUUCUGCUGAUCUUUGUACUGCUUUUGGGAGAGAGGCAGGCAGCCGCUGCUGUCGUGCCCUUCUGCUCUGGUCUGUUCAGGCGAUGUUUUAGAGCAGAAGUCCGUGCAUAUGCUUGGAUGUUUUGCUGAAUAACGUUUGCAGGAGAGCUUGCUGUUUCAUACUCUAGUUGAGAAUUUUGUUGACUGGUUUGCAUCGAUCUUGAAGUUUUUUGUUUCCUCUGUACAGAAAGCUGCAGACAAGGUUUUGACUAGGAACUGGCAUUGAUGGUGCAUUCUUUUUAUUUGUGUGCUUAUGUUUUUUUGGCUUUUUUUUUGUAAGACCAUUAUAAUUAAUACUUUUCUUUGAAGAUGUUCAAGACCUUAUAAGUGUUUCUAGUUUUUCUCUGAGAAAACAUUUCUCUCUUCUUUGAAAGUACAAAUAGAAUUUCAUAAUAAAAAUGCCCUGGUGGGAAAUAUCAACACCAGGCUUGAAGGGCCCUGAGCAACCUGGCCUUUUGGAGGGUGUCUCUGCCCAUGGCACAAGGGUUGGAAGUAAACGAUCUGAUCCCUUCCAGCCCAAACUCAUCUAUCUAAUAGAAAUUUCUGUACAGUUAGCUAACCAAAGAUUGGGAAACAGUUACUCUCCUGUUUUGAAAUCCUUGAAAAGGCAAGUGAACAGCAGCAAUUUCCUAAAUCGGCUGUUCAUUAGAACCAUUUCCUAAUAGCAGUUCAAAAGUAGAGUGUAAAAGUAAUUGCUUUUGAAUCAUUCCUAAGGAAGUGCUUUUUAAAUGUGAAUCUCUUCCUACUGCAAAAACUUCAUGUUUCUAAACAGAAACCCUCAUCCUCUGCUCUUGAUUUCCCCACAGCCUGCUCCUGAAGAAUUCUUCCCAAACUUCAUACACUCCAUGAACCCACAUCUUGUCUUUUUCAAGCCAGGGUUUUGUUAGAUGCUGAGUGAGGAAAAAAGCCAAGUUUUAUCGGAAGGUGGUGGUUGUAACUUUGUGUGCAGUUUAACAUGGCUUGCCUUCACAGGCUUUGUGCUGGUUUUGAUGGGAAAGAAGUUAAAAUAAUAACCUAAGCAGAUUUUCCCUGAAAAAAGUUGUGCCAAGCAUUGAUGAAGUCCAUGUCACUGCCAUGAGAUGUCAUCAGUAAAAUGGCAGCCCUGCAACAUGCUGAAUGUGAGACAGUUUGGCAUAGACAUAAACAAUUUUUUCUCUCUCUUGCCUGAGGAAAUAACAGUUUUCUUGUCUAUUACAGACAUAAAAUACCUUAAAUUGCAGCAAGAAAAUAAUUCAAGGUAGAUGUUAGGCAAAUUUUCCAGUGGAGGUGAUAAUGUAGCAUUUAAGUAGAUUGCCUGGAGCACAAUAAAAAGGUAUCACUGGAUGCCUUUAAUAGAUGAAAUAUCUCUCAGGAAAGUUAUAGAUGUGCUGCUUGGGGGAUUGGAUUAAAUUAAGUCCCUUCUAAUUUUAUUUUUAGUUACGAUUUUUAAUUAGUUUGGGUCAUGACAGAGUUGGCUGAGAAAAUGUUAGUUGGGUUGGAAUGGCUAAAUAGUUCUGUUUACUUAGAUCAACUCUACCAUUUUUCUAAUUUAAAAAAUCUCCAGUGACUCAGGCUGACAAUUUCAGAAAGUAUUAUUAGCUUUUUAAAAUGAGUUGUAAACACAGAUGUCAUUUUGAAAAAGUUUAAUUCUAGUAAUUUUAAAAUAUUGCAAUUCCACAAUGUGCAACUUGUGUUGUAGAGCUAUUACUUUUCUGGCAGUACUAGGAUCCAAGACCUGUGUGUUAAAGUCAGAUAAACAGUUUACAACCAAAGUUUUGAGUGAUGAUUUUUCAGAGGUGGUAUUUCAUGGUGGUUUGCCCUUACAUUGUGCUGUAAGGAUACCAUUGCUUCUUCCCUAGCUUCUAGAUCAACUAAUUUAUAAAUUCAUUAGAUCUAGAUUGUUAUCUUAGACAAUAUCUGAUCCUGUGAAAUAUGUUCUUGAGGUCUGCACAUUCCCACCAAAAGCAAGGUAGUGUAGAUAUUGAUCGUGGAAUUGGACAGCUGUCCCUUCCCCAUAUUGUCCUUUCUGGUGUUCAGACCAACAGGUCAGCAGCUCUGGAGACAGUGUAGGGGGGG